UGAAAUCGGUGGGUGUGGAGACGUGAAGUAGUGCUGCGGCGGAGUGCACGGGCUUGGAAAACCGGUUCACUGCAGUGUUUCUUUGUCGUCAACAAUGUUUCGUGCCACCACCGCCUCCUUGUGCACCUACUGCCAGAGAAUGAGGGUGUUCAUCCCUCCCCCUGCUGCCUCGUCCUCCACAGUAGCCUCUCCCAGCAAGAGACCCGAGAACCAGCACACAGUGGACUCGCUCUAUCACCUGUCAGUGGACAUCCGAAAGAUACGCAAGUUCAAGGGCUGGGUUCUGUCUGAGAGCCCCACGUACGUGACGGAAACGGCCAGCUUGCUGAGGGACAUGGGUGCAGAUGCCGCAGCGAUUGCUCGCGUCCUGGAGACUCACCCAGAGGCCAUGCUGUGUCGGCCGGAGGACGUGGCCGCCCAGCGGGACCUGUGGGUGUCUGUGUGCCCCAACAAGCGGGAACUGAUGAGCAUCAUUGAGAAGUUCCCGGCCUCCUUCUUCACACUAACUCACCAUGGCAACCAGCGAGCCAACAUCCAGUACCUCCACAGCCUGCGCCUCAACAAGCGAAUCAUUGGCAAGCUGAUGGCUAGCGCCCCGCAGAGCUUCAGCCGGCCUGUUGAACGCAACCAGGAGGUCAUCCACACGCUGAGGGAGACCUACCUGGACCUGGGAGGUGAUGAGGGCAACCUGCGGAUCUGGCUUCAGAAGCUCCUCAGCCAGAACCCGUACAUCCUGAUGCGGCCUGCCGAGGCCUGGAGGGACAGCCUGGGCUUUCUACGGGAGCAGGGCUUCACCACAGAGGAGCUGCUCAGCCUGGUCUCCAGCCUCAGGGCCUCAAUCGCAGAGCUGCAGCCAGAGGCCAUGGCCCAGGCGCUGGCCUACAUUGAGGAGGCUCUCAUGUGUUCAAAGGAAGAGCUCAAGGACAUCGUGAUCCGCUGUCCUGCUAUUUUGUACUACUCCCUGCCCACCCUGCUCGGACGGUUCCAGGGGUUGAUGGACGCCGGGGUGAGCAUGGAGCAAGUGAAGGAAACCCCCAAUGUCCUGGAGCUCACCACGCAGAUCGUGCUCUACCGCAUCCAGAAGUUGGCGUCCUACGGGUAUGACGUGCGCGGCGGCAGCCUGGAUGUUAUUGUGGGGACCAAAAAGGAUUUUGAGAUGAGCUACGGCAAGCUGCAUCUCAGGCAGCUGCGGCCGCUCUUCAACCCUGUAGCUCCUCUCAGAUCUGCAGAGGAGUGACUGUUUGGCCGAUCUGCAGUGAUCAUGCUUUUAUUGUGAAGACAAACUUUGAGCAAGCCAUUGUGAGGCACAAUGUGGGUGAAAGUAAGAAUAUGAGAUUGUGUGUUUUGUGACAACUUUGAAGAUAUCUAAGUAUUCAUAUGGCAUACCGGAAUAUAAUGCCAUGCAUCGAACCAGAGGCCUAUAGAAACAUCUUUUUUCAUAAACUCGGAUUCAAUUUUCAUGCACUGUACAUGGAACUGUUACUACUGUUAGUAACAGAGAGAUCACAGUAGCUGAACAUAUCAAGAGUGGAAAAAUAAAUUCCAGCUGAAAUUUUGCUGUGUCAUGAUAUUGCAGUGGUCAGUAUUAAAUCUGCAUUUCUUCUCAGUAGUUUGAUCUAUUAAAGUCAUCUAAGUACUAAAUGGGAAAAAACAAGAUUUCACAUACUUUUGUUUGAAUGAAUAAUGUACACUAUUAUUAUAUAAUGAACAAUGUCCAUCCUAAUCUUUAUUAGGCUUGCUGGGUUAUUUUCUGUAUGAAAACCAAAGGAUCAUUCAAACUGAUCUCAUUUCAACUACCAAUACUGUUGGACUGGAAGGCAGCCUGCCCUGGAAAUAUUGGUUUGCUCAUUUCCACACUGCAGCUCCAAAUAACAGACUGAGAGCAUUUUUUU
Molecule: messenger RNA, 1892 nt
Organism: Myripristis murdjan (pinecone soldierfish)
Lineage: Eukaryota; Metazoa; Chordata; Actinopteri; Holocentriformes; Holocentridae
Product: transcription termination factor 2, mitochondrial-like
Exons: 2
Coding region: 95-1237 (380 amino acids)
Biological process (GO): regulation of DNA-templated transcription; termination of mitochondrial transcription
Cellular component (GO): mitochondrial matrix
Molecular function (GO): double-stranded DNA binding
Source: RefSeq, a predicted model, not a curated record